GUAGCAUUUUACGCAGUAAGACCCGUCCAGAUUUAGCAUUGGCGAUGGUCACUACCGGUUGAGUUUGCCGAAUGAGCCACACUUGCGUUGGCCUUCUCAUCCACCCGUCCACACCCUCCGUUGCACUGAAAACCAAAACCCCAGAAAAUGGCAACCCAAAUAUAUACAAAUUCGUCAUUACCAGUUAUAUCUGCUUCCUCUCUCAGUCAUCAGAAUCCAUCAAACGCUCUUCAAAUUCAUCAAUUCUUUCGAGCAACGCCUAGUUGUGAUUUCGUAAGAACAGGUUCCGUAAAAUUCUCAAUUCGAUGCUCAGCAAAGCCAAUCCAAACCCUCAGAACAUGCAAGAACUGUAAAACCCAAUUCGAUCCUUCACUCAAUCAUCCUAGGGCUUGCCGUUACCACACUGCUCAUUUCGGAGGAGAAACAAAGAGGAAAUUUGAGAGCGUAUAUACCGGAGGCACCUUGGAUACCCCUGGAUCUGGUAAAGUUCUUCAAUACUGGCAUUGCUGUGGGUCUGAAGAUCCCUUUGACCCUGGAUGCACUGCUGCUCCUCACUCUUCCUACGACGACUAAUGCAGUUCCUCUUUUACCCUCAAUCAAUUCAAGAUUCACAUCGUUCAUCCAAAACUCUUGUCUACUUCCUACCAGAAUCUGGACUUCUAAUUGUAUCUUUGAUGUUUAUUUUCCCUCCUGUAUUCUUGUAAACUAUAACAUGAUAUAAAAUUCCACUUCAUUUUUUCCCUUUAUAUAA
Messenger RNA from Cornus florida, 751 nucleotides. RefSeq lists its product as uncharacterized. Bases 148 to 573 code for a protein of 141 amino acids. The transcript is spliced from 2 exons. The record is from RefSeq and is a predicted model, not a curated record. NCBI's taxonomy places the organism in Eukaryota, Viridiplantae, Streptophyta, Magnoliopsida, Cornales, Cornaceae.